UAACAACAUCAAACAAGAUUUGGUUACACAUAUUGAAAACAAAUUGCUUUACAAUGCGGGGAUUGUUCGUGUUAACCGUAACAGCAUGGAUAUCCACGGUGACAUCGCAGACGUUCGACCCAGGUUGUAGCUUCUUCAACGGACAGUGCGUGUACAACGUUAAACUCGGACAUUCCGGUCAAUGCGACUCAGUAUCAUCGAGGGCGACCACGGAUACAAGUACAACAGGCAGUGGUAGUGGUUCCACAACGGGAUUUCAGAGUUGCUCCUGCAAGGACAUUGACGCUCUCAACAAUGACAUUGCCACCUUGAACACCAACAUGAACACGCUACAGUCCAACUUCAACAAGCUAGCACAGUCAUUGAAUACCACCCAACAACAGCUAUCUGGCAAGGAAGCACAGAACUCAUUACUGAUGAUGGAGAAACAGAACCUUACGGCUGAUCUUACUCAGCAUCAGCUGCUGUUGACCAAGAGCCAGGUUGAGUUGGCGAAUAUGGUUUCCUCCAUGACGAUAGAGACGGACAGACUAAGGACUGAAUUGCUGUCCACUAGCGAUAAACUGACCACUUGUCAGACGCAACUUAACCUCCUAGAUUCACAAAAGACCAACACACCAGUUUUGUAUGGGGGUUAUGUGACGCACUACUGUGGGUUUGAGGACCUACACAACUGUAACUACACAAUGGACACGUGCACAAGCAGUACUGUAGAAUGCUGGCACAGAGGCACGGGAAGGCAGGAUGUGUACUCCGGGCCUGUCGAAGACCAUACAUACGGCUCCCCAAAUGGACACUACAUGUACAUCGACCCGACCCUGAAACCCUACUAUAAGUCCUCAUCCUCAUCACACGUGCCCCAGAGAAAGGCGCGAAUAACUACACCACAACUUCCGGCAGCUAACGAGUAUUGUGUUCGGUUCUGGUACACAAUGAUUGGUGUUGAUAUCGGAACGCUUAAAGUUUAUGCGCAGGUCGGUGGCGGCGACGGAUACCCGGUAUACACGAAGACCGGACAGGAAGACAGAUAUUGGCAUAUGGCCCAAGUUUCCCUGGACUCAGAGUAUACUUCUCAACCUUUUAAGCUCGUGUUUGAGGGGACCACAAGUUCUUACUACACAUAUUCACACAGUUCACACCAAAGCAACCAAGAUACACGUGGCUUCAUCUCCUUUGACGAUGUGUACAUCUACAACACCUCAUGCUCAGCAAUCCCCGACUGUCCAGCGGGAUCCAGAAAGUUGGUUCAAGGGAACAUGACAUCUUGCUAUUCCUUUCACAUCGAGCCUCGCUCCUGGUACGAGGCAGUUGACGCAUGUAAGUCUGAAGCACCCAACGGCCACCUCGUCAGCAUCAACUCAAAACUGGAGCAGCAGUUCCUCGUAGAUGUUAUGCAGACAAAUGCCGCGUACACAACCGCUGGCCAACAUGGAUGGUACACCAGUGGGAAUGACGAGCGGACGGAGGGCGGCUUCAAGUGGACAGAUACAGGCUACCCCUACAGUCUCAACUACACAAACUGGCAUGCCGGGCAGCCGAACAACGUUGGUGACGCCCAGGACUGCCUGCUUCUACAGUAUCCGAGUAGCGAUUACGAAUGGGGAGAUAUCAGUUGUGCAGAUAAGCAUCCUUUUAUUUGUGAAAUCCAAAUGUAA
This is a messenger RNA of Mya arenaria, 1655 nucleotides long. RefSeq names its product MAM and LDL-receptor class A domain-containing protein 1-like. Lineage: Eukaryota; Metazoa; Mollusca; Bivalvia; Myida; Myidae. The transcript is spliced from 9 exons. The coding region runs from base 54 to 1655 and encodes 533 amino acids. Gene Ontology annotation, cellular component: membrane. The record is from RefSeq and is a predicted model, not a curated record.